This is a messenger RNA of Fukomys damarensis (Damara mole-rat), 655 nucleotides long. RefSeq names its product leukocyte surface antigen CD47-like. Gene Ontology annotation, cellular component: plasma membrane; extracellular exosome. The record is from RefSeq and is a predicted model, not a curated record. The transcript has 8 exons. Gene Ontology annotation, molecular function: thrombospondin receptor activity. The coding region runs from base 122 to 526 and encodes 134 amino acids. NCBI's taxonomy places the organism in Eukaryota, Metazoa, Chordata, Mammalia, Rodentia, Bathyergidae. Gene Ontology annotation, biological process: positive regulation of phagocytosis; positive regulation of inflammatory response; positive regulation of cell-cell adhesion.
UGAGUCAGGAAGCACUUCAUCAUUACCUGAAGUUUCAUGGUUUUCUUCAAAUGAAUGUAUUCUCAUUAUUGCCUUCCCAAUUGUGACUGUAAUUCUGUUCUGGGGACAGCUUUGUUUUAUAAUGUUUAAAUAUAGAUCCAAUCUUAUGGAUAAGAAAAUUAUUAUUUUAUCAGUUGAAGGACUGUUGCUCAUCCUAACUGCCAUCUUUGGAGCCCUUUAUUUCACGCCAGGAGAAUAUUCCAAAAAGAGAGUCCGUGGACUUCAUUUACUCGUAAGUCCUUCAGUGCUUUUAGUAUUACUUCAAUUCUACAGAUUCACUCCAGGUAUUGGGAUCACUAUAUAUGUUAUGAGCAUAUUAUCAAGCAUUCAGUUGGUGGGCUAUAUACUUGCUAUAAUUGGAUUGCAUCUUUGUAUCUCUGCAUGUAUAGCAGUGCAUGGCCCUCUUUUAAUUUCAGGUUUGGUUAUCAUUGCUCUAGUAGAAUUACUUGGACUAGUUUACAUGAUAUUUAUGGUUCCACAAAUAUAGCUUCCAGAAGACAUAAAGGCACAAGCAAUGCUGUCUUUCUUCCUCAUUCUUAUACUUUCUCUCAGUGGAUUUUAAGGCUCUUUCUAAUCUGUUAUCUGCAGCCAGAAGCAAAGCCACUAUAAAGGCAAG